UUGGUGUUAGAUGUCAUUUUCUGAUAGUUAGACGCCACUUUAACCCUCAGACUGAUUAAAUAAACGCCUAAUGCGCUUCACAGCUGUACAGAGUUUGUCAGAGUGCUGUAGUUCGAAAAGCGUCUGACAGGAUUGGAGAAACUUCUUUUUUUCUUUAUGUAUAAAAGUGUGAACCUGAAGACGGAUAUAUUAUAUUUCAUUUUAAUGUUUGAGAUAUAAAAAUGCUAACAACUUUUCCUUAAAACCCAGUUCGUUUUCUUUCAGAUGCAUAUUAGUCGCCUGACAGACACAAGAGGCACAUUCACGCAUCUGCCUUUCACAGAGCCAAUCAGAUCGCGUGGAAGCCGACCAAGAUGAGCGUCAGCCAAUCAGAAUCCGCCUCGGUCUAUCUGAGUCUACGUCCACGCUUUUAAAGCAGGGAGAGCGGAGAGGAGGCUGAAGGUGCUGCUGUCCCGAAACUGGAGAUUUGACCGCUUCCUCCUGUGAAUCACUUCUACUAGAAGGUCAUAGAGAAGCAUAAACAGCUCACAGUUCAGAAAAACGGUGCUGGAGCGCCGGCUUUUCUCUUUGAUUUUCAUCCUCAGAGAGGAGCACCAGACUCAAUCAGGAGGGGAAAGACUGCACUCUCUGCACACAGAGUUAUCAGCCUGCAGCUUCUUCAACCCCACAGCACAGUCAUGGAGUUUUCUCUGGCUCACCCUGCUAUUAAAGCCUUCAUGUGUGGCUCUCUGAGUGGAACCUGCUCCACUCUGCUCUUCCAGCCUCUGGACCUGGUCAAGACCCGCCUGCAGACUCUACAGAACAGCAUGCACCCUGGUUCAGGAAGGGUUGGCAUGGUAACAGUGUUCCUCAGUGUUGUGAGGACAGAGAAGCUGCUUGGACUGUGGAAGGGAGUCUCUCCAUCGUUUGUGCGCUGUAUUCCCGGAGUGGGGAUCUACUUCAGCACCUACUUCAGCCUGAAGCAGCAUUUUUUCAGCGACAGGGCUCCAGGCCCCAUGGAGGCCGUGCUGCUGGGGGCCGGAGCCCGCAGCGUGGCAGGAGUGUGUAUGCUGCCAGUCACUGUCAUCAAGACACGCUUUGAGAGUGGGCGCUAUAACUAUGGCAGCGUGGCGGGGGCUUUGCGGAGUGUGUGUCAGACCGAAGGUCCGAGGGGGCUCUUCUCUGGCCUCACAGCCACCCUGCUGCGGGACGCCCCAUUCUCCGGCAUCUACGUCAUGUUCUACAGUCAGGCCAAGAGCACACUGCCCAAUGAGAUAAGCCAGUCAGCCUAUGCACCCUUGGCUAACUUUAGCUGUGGGGUUGUGGCCGGUGUGCUGGCCUCUCUGAUCACUCAGCCUGCAGACGUGGUUAAAACUCACGUCCAAGUGAGCCCCCAUCUCUUCAAGAGGACCACUGAUGCAAUCCACUACAUCUACAUGGAGCAUGGUCUGGUGGGGUUUUUCCGCGGUGCUGUGCCGCGCUCUCUUCGGAGAACGAUGAUGGCGGCAAUGGCCUGGACCGUGUAUGAGCAGCUCAUGGCUCGGAUGGGCCUCAAAUCCUGAGAGAGAUGAAGAGAGAGAGAGAAGGAUUGAAGAACUAACAGAUAAAAGGGAAGAAGAUGAAGGAUGAGACUAGCAAAAAGAGACUGAUGGCCUCAGAAAGUGUAAGGAGGGCGGUAAAGAGAGAUUUUGCACAGAGACUUUGGGUCUGCUGUUUCAGAGCCAGUGGACUUGUGGAUCCGGUCUAGAUGCUUCUGCUUCAGAGAGUUCGUGUUUACACUGGAGAAAGAGAAUCAGAUCAAACAGUCUUAUUUGCUUUCAGCACUGGGUUAUCCAGUCGUACAGCUGAGCACAAAUUCAGAUGUUAAUUACCACUGGAUUCACCCCAGAACUGGGACAUUUGAUUCAGUUUGAGAAUGUUUACACUGCUGACAUUUAAUUCAGAUUGAACGUUAUAAGUUGUAAUAAACAAGAAAUACAAGCAUUUUUCAUGUAAAUGUUAAGCUUUUAAGAUUUACUUUCCUGCAUGGCCAAACAACACUGAUCAUGUCUAUGACACAAGCUGAUCAUUCUUGAAGAAAAUCAAUGAUGUAUGUGUUUUCUCAGUAUGAGCAGAGCCUGCUGUGGGCAUUCCUGAAAGAGACUCUAGAAACUUUAAAAGACAAUGUUGCACUAAGUGCUAUGAGAUUCAUUGCAUUUUUCUAUUGAAAAAACAUUGUUAAUGAUGACCGUCUGUGGUGUUUUGUUCCGUAACUAAACUGUGGGUGUUCUAGAAAUAUGUAUGUUUCUAACACCUGAUUCACUUGAGUUUUGUACUAUUAAUGAAGCACAGCUUUUUAACAGUGUUAUUAUUUCUGUUGUCUAUAUAAUUAUGGAAAUGGUGUACAUAAUACUAUAUGUUCAUGUUUUUAAUACCUGCAGCCAUGACUGACAUGCUAACUUGAUCUUUUUGAGAAAAAAAAUUAAAUUAAUUUAUUGUUUCUGUAAGA
Colossoma macropomum (tambaqui) is the source of this 2467-nucleotide messenger RNA. It is a transcript of the gene slc25a38a, whose product is annotated as solute carrier family 25 member 38a. The record is from RefSeq and is a predicted model, not a curated record. Gene Ontology annotation, biological process: glycine import into mitochondrion. Gene Ontology annotation, cellular component: mitochondrial inner membrane; mitochondrion. The transcript is spliced from 8 exons. The coding region runs from base 678 to 1541 and encodes 287 amino acids. Gene Ontology annotation, molecular function: glycine transmembrane transporter activity. NCBI's taxonomy places the organism in Eukaryota, Metazoa, Chordata, Actinopteri, Characiformes, Serrasalmidae.